This is a messenger RNA of Camellia sinensis, 1026 nucleotides long. Lineage: Eukaryota; Viridiplantae; Streptophyta; Magnoliopsida; Ericales; Theaceae. The record is from RefSeq and is a predicted model, not a curated record.
UUCACCCUUUGCCAUUCUUUAUUAUCCCAUCCUCUAAGCCUCAUAACCAUGCUCCAAAAACUAGUCACCUUCACCUCACAUACUCUGUCAUGGUGGUGGUGGACGACCAAAAGCAAUGGCUAUGAGCUUUCGUUGUCGAACAUAUAUCUCACUGCCACCGUGUUGGUUAUCCUCACCACCAUGUCAUAGUUUGCAUGGACAUUCAUCAACCAAUCAAAAAAGAACAAGCCACGACCAUCAUUGCCACCAGGACCUCAACCCCUACCCCUACUUGGGAACCUCCUCUCUCUUGGCCCCGAGUUUCACACAUAUAUCACAAACCUGGCUAAGACCUACGGUCCCAUCCUCACCCUCUGGCUCGGCCAAAAGCUCACCAUCGUAGUCAGCUCUCCGGCCAUCGCACGCGAGAUGCUCAAAGACCACGACACCACCUUCGCCAACCGUGAUGUCUCUGUCGCGGCCAGGCAGUCAGCCUACGGUGGCGGUGACGUGGCGUGGAGUCACUACGGUUCCGAGUGGCGGAUGCUCAGGAAGUUGGCUGUGCGUGGAAUGCUCUCCAACACUCGGUUGGACUCUGUCUACAGUCUUCGGCGCCGGGAGAUCCGGAGAACAAUCGGGUAUAUCUUCCGAAACCGGGUCGGGUUUCCGGUGAACAUAAGUGAUCAGAUGUUUUUUAUUAUGUUCAACGUUGUUACGAACAUGUUGUGGGGUUGUAGCAUUGAGGGGGAGGAUAGAGUUAGCAUCGAUGGGAUGAUUCAGUUGUUGGGGAAGCCUAACAUAUCGGAUUUUUAUCCGGGUUUGGCCCGUUUUGAUUUGCAGGGGAUUGAAAAGAAGAUGAGAGGGAUGAUGAAACGGGUGGAUGAGAUCUUCGACAUGAUGAUCGAUCAACGGAUGAAACGGGAUGGAGAGGGUGGGGAGAAGGAGAGUAAGGAUUUCUUGCAAUUUUUGUUGGAGCAGAAAGAUGGAGGAGGUGAAGCCAAAACCCUUCUCACCAUAGCACAGGUCAAAGCUAUGCUCAUGGUAUAA